Messenger RNA from Heterocephalus glaber (naked mole-rat), 462 nucleotides. The record is from RefSeq and is a predicted model, not a curated record. NCBI's taxonomy places the organism in Eukaryota, Metazoa, Chordata, Mammalia, Rodentia, Bathyergidae.
AUGCAAUUCAUGUUGCGUUUUAGUACUCAGGGAAAGCUUCGAUUGCAGAAAUGCCAUGUCCCACUGUCAGACAAAGAGAAGAAAAAGAUCACAAGAGAACUUGUUCAAAUGGUUUUAGCAAGGAAACCUAAAAUGCGCAGCUUCCUUGAGUGGCGAGAUCUGAAGAUUGUUUACAAAAUAAUACAUGCCAGCGUGUAUUUUUGCUGUGCUAUUGAGGAUCAGGACAACGAACUAAUUACCCUGGAAAUAAUUCAUCGUUACGUGGAAUUACUUGACAAGUAUUUUGUCAGUGUGUGUGAACUUAAUAUCAUCUUUAAUUUUGAGAAGGCCUAUUUUAUUUUGGAUGAAUUUCUUUUGGGAGGGGAAGUUCAGGAAACAUCCAAGAAAAAUGUUCUUAAAGCAAUUGAACAGGCCGAUCUCCUGCAGGAGCCCCGUCACGAAUAUUUUAAUGUCCCCGUGUAA